CUCUCUCUCUCUGUGGACGGGAUUAUCUCUCUCUUUGGAUCAGGGCAGUGAAGGCAGAUGGUUGUCUGAGAGCGAAACGGGGCAAGAAUGCGUGAGAAGGAAGGAGCGAUUCCCGGGCACAGUGUGGGCUCCUCUAACUUACUCAUAUGGCUUGUAAAGCGCGAGUCGCUGGAACUGAGGCUGUCUUCUUUAAUCUACUGCUAUGUUUGAUGGUAUUCUACACCCUCUAUUACAUGAUCGGAAGUGUCUGCUUUGGUGCAUUCAGGCUUGAGUUAUUCGAUGGGUUGUUUCCAUUUGACUUUAAAACACAAGUUUCAAUGUCUAGCCCGAAAUACCUAGUGAUACUGCUGUCCAUGGAACUCACCUAUUUCAUCAGUGGUCUGGUGUUUGCGGCUAUAGUUAAGAAGUGGAUUUGGGAUUACUCAGUCACCGUUACACUCAGCCAUGUCGUGCUGAGUUCUGCUCUGAUGGGUGCAUUCCCUGUAGCAUGGCAAUGGUGGGUUGCAAUACUUGUCGGCAUGACUAUGAUGAUCUUUAAUGGUCAGUUGGUGGCAUACUUCGUUUGUCAAAAGAAUCACAGUUACCUAUCGGACAUUUGAGAGAAUACUGAUGAAACGUGGCAGCUGAAAUCAAAGACUCAAGGCCAGUUCUCUGCAUGGACUGACAAAAUAUCUAUUAAUUUUAGUGGAAAACAUAUAAGCAAUAUCACGGAUAAAUGCUUGAUAGGUAACUGCAUUUUGAAUAUGAUCAGAUGGGUUAGUUUUACAUGAAUGUUAUAAAAAUCACAAACUAUUUAUACAAGAGACUAUAUUUUACAACUUUGUUCUUCUGUAAAUGUCCCAAAAUAUCUGAACGUUUCAUUGUUGCUGCUUUCCAUGAUUUUGUUAAAAAGUAAAAUGGUGGUAAUUUUAAUUUCAUACAAAGCUGGACCACACAGUUUGUCAGCUUGAGAAAAAAUGUUGCUUUUGACAUACCCGUUACUUGAUGGGAAUUGUUAAAAUAAAAUAAACUCGGGUAAAUAACAACAGUGGAAACGUUCAGUAGUCAGGCCUGCUGUUGUUUCGUGUGACUGUGCAGUGUGGAUGUAAAAACAAACUUGAUAAGAUUUAAAGCUAUGAGCAUUAAAGCAUUUGUUAAUUCAGAUUUUCUUUUUAUGUUGAUUGCUAUUUAUUCAUGGAUGUAAAUUAGAAUUCAAAUGCUCCCCAACAUGUUAAUUCACAGUAUUCAUAUAAAAGAUUAAAAAUUAUUUUGUCUCGAUGGAGAAAUAUACCCAAUAUUUAUUACCUAGAAAGUUUAACAUUUACCAUUGUAAAAAAGACAUGCAUUUUUGCAAUUAAAGUAAACUUUGGAUAAAUAAUGUG
This is a messenger RNA of Amblyraja radiata (thorny skate), 1361 nucleotides long. It is a transcript of the gene tmem244, whose product is annotated as transmembrane protein 244. The record is from RefSeq and is a predicted model, not a curated record. The transcript has 6 exons. Lineage: Eukaryota; Metazoa; Chordata; Chondrichthyes; Rajiformes; Rajidae. Bases 147 to 599 code for a protein of 150 amino acids.